Pieris brassicae (large cabbage white) is the source of this 2025-nucleotide messenger RNA. RefSeq names its product zinc finger protein 431-like. Lineage: Eukaryota; Metazoa; Arthropoda; Insecta; Lepidoptera; Pieridae. The record is from RefSeq and is a predicted model, not a curated record. Gene Ontology annotation, cellular component: nucleus. Gene Ontology annotation, biological process: regulation of transcription by RNA polymerase II. Gene Ontology annotation, molecular function: RNA polymerase II transcription regulatory region sequence-specific DNA binding; DNA-binding transcription factor activity, RNA polymerase II-specific; zinc ion binding. The transcript is spliced from 2 exons. Bases 504 to 1892 code for a protein of 462 amino acids.
CUUUGAGGUGGUUUUUAAACCGUCAUGAAUUCGAAAGACAAAGUUUUACACAAGUUCUAUUAUUUUGUAUAAGAAAGUGUGCCAUAAAGCUGUGGCGCUUCUGGGUUAGGGUUACUAACUGCAGCCCAAUUUUUACGUUGAGACUUGAGUUGAGAGUCGUAAACAUAAAUAUAAUGAUGAGUCAUGUGAUAAAUUAUUACCUAUCACAACUCACAAGUCUGUGAUCUCUUCUGUCUACACAGGCAAAUCAAAAAUGUCAAAUGUAUUUAGUAAUCAAUUCACGAUUGCAAACUUUUACAAUAAUUAAUGCCACGGAUUUCCGAAUCCAAUGAUACCAAUUCUGAUUGUAAUUAAAAUAAUAACAAAUUUAUCUAUAUACCUAGUUUUUACGUUAUGUAUAAUUACUAAGCUUGUGUGGCGUCUAAAAUAUAUGAACAGUAGAGGUUUAAAUUCUUGAACGAAUCUUAAGGAAGCCCGCGUAAAUAAUUUGUUUGCUUUUUAAAAUGGUUAAAGCCAAUGUAAGUUCAAUUUUAUCAAAUAUAUUGAAUAAAAAAAGAUAUAGUCAUUGUCGUUUAUGCUUAGGAAAUAUUGAAGGAACCUAUAUUCGUAUGGAUGACUCUGUUUCAUUAAAUGCAAGCAAUGAUAGUUGUCAAACACUGAGUAGUGUGCUUAUUAAACUUUUGGGUGAAGAGUUUGGUCACCAAAUUCCUGGAGUAGAUGCUGUCUGUCUUAAAUGUGUGGACUGCGUUCUUGCAGCAAUGAGCUUUAUAGAAAAUUGCAAAAGCUCUGAGAGAACUUUAAAAUGUGCUGUAAAUAGUAUAUCCAAAGCUUUGGAGUCACAUAUUUAUAUGAAGAGUGGAGAAAAACUGUUUAUAAAUCUAAAUAACACAGAAACUGAACUGUUUGUUCUGAACAGGUCUAUAAAAAAAAGAAAACAAACAUAUAAGAGAACCUAUGAGUGUUAUGAAUGUCUAAUUUAUCUUGACACAUUCCAUGAUCUCAAAGUACAUAAUCUUGCAUACCAUGGAUCUGUCACUUGUAAUAAAUGUAACAAGAUAUUUUUAAAUUAUGAAAGUUUGAGUAAGCAUGAAAAAAAUGAGCAUAAAUUUAUAUGUCCUGAAUGUCCUCAUAUUCAAAAUAGUGAGGAAGACUUAAAGAAUCACCAUAACCAAUGUCAUGCUAUUCAUAUAUGUCAAGAAUGUGGCAAGCAUUGCAAAGGUUUGAAUAAAUUAAUUUCUCAUGAAGAUAAGCAUAAAACAAAAAAUUCUUGUCCUAAAUGUGGUAAGUCAUAUACAACAAAAGAUUUUUAUAAGCGACAUGUUAAAUUGUGCCUUAGUGAUAAAAUAGAUCCACAUCCUCAUCGUAAUAUGAUGAAAAAAUCCUAUAAUUGUGAAAAGUGUGCUAAGGGUUACAGUACAAGAGGUGGUCUUAGAGUUCAUAAUAGGUUUGCACAUGGCAAUGCUAAGCCUCAUAUAUGUAAAGAAUGUGGUAAAAAAUUUACUGCUCCAAGCUAUUUAAGAGUGCAUAUGGUUAAACAUACUGGAGAAAGAAACUUCAAAUGCACUAUCUGUGAAAAUAGAUUUGUGUCUAAAGAAGCCUUAUUAUACCAUACAAGGCGACAUACAGGUGAAAAACCUUACAGUUGUAACCAGUGUGAUGAGAGAUUUGUAAAUGCUUCAGCUAGAGCUGAACAUAUAAAAUUUAAGCAUGUAGGACCAACACUAGUAUGUGACAUAUGUACAAAAAAAUUUGUUACACGCCACUUUCUAAAACAACAUAUAGGGAGACAUCAUGACCCCACCAGUAAACUUUAUUACGGAAGAAGUGCAGUCCCAACAAAUGUACCAUCAGAAAAAAAUAUGAGAAAAUUUAUAAUUCAAAUGGAAACUUGAAUUCUUAAUACACAAGGAAAUAAAACUAACUUUUUAUUCAAUAUUUUUUGUCCCUUUGUCAUAAAUUAUCAUGUAACUUAUUUAUGGCUAACCUUUAUUUCUUUUUUAGGGAUUUAUUAUUUAUCGGUUUAUU